Messenger RNA from Podarcis lilfordi (Lilford's wall lizard), 34108 nucleotides. NCBI's taxonomy places the organism in Eukaryota, Metazoa, Chordata, Lepidosauria, Squamata, Lacertidae. The record is from the annotation of a GenBank genome assembly.
AUGCGCACGUUGCCUUUUAAACUGAAAGAUUGCACACAGGCUGCACACACAGCGGUAAAAAUGCAAGGUGCCUUUUGGACUCUGCUUGCCUUUGCGUUCGUGGCUUUGGGGGCUGCGGGUCUCAUCCCAGAACCAGAAGUGGAGAUCGAAGUGCUCCAGAAACCGUUCAUUUGCAAGAGGAAGACGAAGCCGGGAGACAUGAUGUUGGUGCACUACGAAGGCUAUUUAGAGAAUGACGGCUCGCUCUUUCAUUCGACGUGAGUAUACCUCCCUCAACACACGUACACAGACGUUGAUGUAUGUGCAAUGUAGGGUGCAAAACUACAUCUGAAUUCUUUUGUAUUAGACUCUGUAAAACUGCAGGAUGCAUGAACUCCCAUGGCAGGUAGUUGGGCCUGAUUCUGUGGAGCAGCAGUGGCUAACCCAGGGAUCCCCCCUCCGAAUGUUUGUGGAACUACAAUUCCCAUGCUCCCUGGCCAUUACUUAGCCUUGUGGGCUGGGGUGGAUGGGAGUUGUAGUCCAACAUGACUGGAUUGUGUGGUCAGUUUUCAAUGCAGCAUCUGCAGGAAGCUGCACAGAUUAGCCACUCCUGCUUUAGAAACCACACUCUUUUCACUAAUAAUAAUGAUACUGUUAUGUACCAAAGUUCUCACCCUGGGCCAGCAGGGGGAUACUGUAGAUAGUUCAGGUCCACAUAUGCAAAUAAGGGAUUGAAAGUGACGUUCAGUGAUUGGAUAGUUACAGAAAAUGGUUACUGUUGUGUUCUAGUGGAGCUCUAUAUAAGCAGGCUGGCUGAACCCUUCAGUUCAGUUCUGUUCUGGCCUGUGAAUAAAUAAGAGCUGUUUGAAGAAUCGCUGUGUAGUCUGAUAUGUUCACCCACAACUUAACAAAUACAUUUAAAUUUCAUCCUUUUCCCAAGUAGCUCAGGCGUACAUGGUUCUCUUGCUGCCGCUGUUUUCAUAACAUCUGAACAGCUCAGUUGGCAGACUUAAUCUCAGGGUUGUGGGUUCAAAUUCCACGUUGGGCGAAAGAUUCCUGUAUUUCAGGGUGUUGGACUAGAUGACUCUCGUGGUCCAUUCUAACCCUACAGUUCUAAUGAAUCUAUGAAACAACAAGCCUGUGAGGUAGGUUCUUAAAAGAGAUUGGCCAAAUUCAUGGAGCAUAGCGCUAUUGAUAGCUGCUCACCACAAUAGUCAUAUUCCUAAUUUACUGUUGGGGUGUAAUAUGCCUAUAUAUACCAGUUGCUGGGAAUCAAAAGUGAGUAGAGUGUUAGGUUUGUGUCCUGCUUAACUGGUUUCCUAUAGACAUCUGGUUGUUUAUUGUGAGAACGCAGUGCCAGACUAGAUAAGCUUUUGGUUUGAUCCAUCAGAAUUCUUUCUUCCAUAUGUGUGGCUGAGAGAAUGAUGCUGGUUCCAGUUUGCACAAUGAACUUUGUGGUUGAGAACCCAGAAUCUUCAUGGUCCUAGUCCAAAAAAUCUAACCCAUAGAUGGAGAACCUGUGGCCAUCCAUUUGUUGGACUAAAAAUUCUACCAUCCCUGACGGCUGGCUGGGACUGAUGUAGGUUGAUUCUAGAGAGGCACAGGUUUGACACACACACACCCAAACUAACCAACCAUGGUAUCACAUUUUCUUUAAAAAAUUAAAAGAUUUCAAAAUAAAAUCAAAUUUAGUUAGAACAGAAAUGGGAAACCUAGCUCAAUUUCACAUUUGAGUUAUUAACUUAAAAAAAAAUCGGUGGCUUGCGAAAGGAUGGGAAGGCGGCAGUUGCAAUUAAAGAAGAAAAGGCACAGAAAGUUGGAACCGCCAACCAAUUAAACAAAGUUAAAAAGUUGCACAAUGCAGCUCUUCUUGAUUUGAUGAAAUCUGUCUUAUCUUAAAAAUGAAAUACAGUAAUUCUAAAGACGUAAUCAGAUUGAUUACGUCGUUUUCAGAUGUCGCAUACAUGUGCUUGUAACGGGCUUCAUCUUAGAACAUCUCCCCCCAUCCUAAUGCCCAUUUAGUUAUUUAUUUAUUUGCAAGAAUUUUUAUUUGCCCUCAGCGCAACAUAAACCAGUAGAUCAGAUUAAUACAUCACCAUAGCUGGAUCACCCAUCAGGGAAAGGCGUCAUGAAGAGGUAAGUUUUUAAAACAAGUGCCUACAUGCCAAUCCUGUAUACACCUGCUUUAUGUUUGUUGUAUGCAGGUGUUCUUAGUAGAUAGAAGACAAGCCUUGAGAGUAUAUAGCUGCACUAAGAGUGUCUCCUAGUACUUUCUGCCCCAGGCAAUUUUUAAUUAAGGCACAAUUAAAUAUAUAGAGUGAUUCGUCCUUCGCAAGGCUGCACUGCAUCCAUGUGGUUGCACAAUGGACUAUCUCUCUGUGUUAGUCCUUUGAAAGUCUUUGACCCCUGGAUCUUAAGUGGGUCUCUUUGGCUUGCUUCCUAGAAAUUAUCCUGCUGAUCAAUGGCACCUGCAAAGACCCUUUCCAACUGGCUUCUCAAGUGCCAACGAUCAGCUUAUUGUGACUAUAUGGCACCUGACUCAGUAAUGUUUCCUGUGUGUCUGUUUCAGCUACAAGCAUAACAGUGCCCAGCCAACAUGGUUUACUCUCGGUAUAAGGGAAGUUAUCAUAGGCUGGGAUAAAGGUUUGAAACAGAUGUGCGUAGGAGAGAAACGCAAGCUAACCGUUCCUCCAUCCCUGGCUUAUGGAAAAGAAGGAAAAGGUAAUAGUUCGGGAGAACUCUCUCCAGGUUCAAGGAAUCCUUAACAUUAUUAUUUCAUGAAAAAACAUUCUGAACAUCUUGAUCAUAGCAUGGAAUGAUUUAGAACAUGGGUAGGCAAACUAAGGUCCAGCAAUACCUGGAGGGCCACCUGUUCCCAUCCCAGUUUUAUAUCAGUGAGUUACCGGAAUCCUAAUGAUCACAUUUUUUUCUACUAUAUUUUUCAAUAACUGCACAAAGCCCGCCAGAAUAAAGGAUAAAAAACAGGAAUACUGUGCUUUGUGUGUCAUCACUAGCAAAACACUGUCAAGAGACUCUUCUACAAUUUUAUUGACUUUAUAACUUGUAGCAAACACUUUAGGCACAACUGUGAAAAACAAAGUGGAACUCAUUUUAGAGUAAACAUGUACAGUCAUACCUCGGGUUGAAGUACCUUCCGGUUGAGCGUUUUCGGGUUGCGCUCUGCGGUGACCCGGAAGUAACGCAACACGUUACUUCCGGGUUUCGCCUCUCAUGCAUGCGCACACGUUCAAAAUGACGUCACGUGCAUGCGCGGAAGUGGUGAAUCGCGACCCACAGACGUGGGUUGCGUUCGCUUCAGGAUGCGAACGGGGUUCCGGAACAGAUCCCGUUCACAUCCAGAGGUUCCACUGUACAGAAUUGCACUUUUAGAGCACGCUUGUAUAGAAUUACACUGUGAAAUCUCCUAACAAUGGAAGCGAUGUUUGAAAAGAACUAAAGAAGAAUAAUGGAAACAGAUCAAACCCAAGCCUUUCUAAAUGUUAUCACAUCUUCAUCCAACGUAAUUCAACCAGAUUUGUUCUUCACAAACACAAAAAACAACUAAUGGAGCUUUUCACUUCAAGUUUUCUUGCUUCUAUAACCAGCAAUGGAGAUUACUAGGUAACAGAAAAUCAUAAUACCUUUGAACAAGCCAUCUAUUUACCUAACUUGUACCCCACUUUAUAGUUCAAAAAGUCUCUAAGCGGUUGCUUUAUAAUCUUGUGUAUUCUAAAUCAGGGAUCAGCAAACGUUUUCAGCAGGGGGCCGGUCCACUGUCCCUCAGACUAUUUUUUUUUUUGGGGGGGGGAAUGAAUUCCUAUGCCCCACAAAUAACCCAGAGAUGCAUUUUAAAUAAAAGGACACAUUCUACUCAUGUAAAAACACUAGGCAGGCCCCACAAAUAACCCAGAGAUGCAUUUUAAAUAAAAGGACACAUUCUACUCAUGUAAAAACACUCUGAUUUAGAAGACGAUUGGGCCAGAUCUGGCCCCGGCCUUAGUUUGCCUACCCAUGCAUUACACCAUAAAUUCAUAGCCACUUAUGCGGUUUUCUAUUCCUUUGAGCACAGUAGCUAAUGAAACAAGAGAAGCUGUAGGAUGCAAAUUCACACUGACAAUGCUUAUCUUCUUGGUUACAUUUGUAAUCUUGUCUCAAUGUUUAUGUACCAUGUUGGGUAGGAAAAAUUCCACCUGAGAGCACUUUGAUCUUCAACAUCGAACUUCUAGAAAUCAGGAAUGGACCGCGGUCUCACGAGUCCUUUCAACAAAUGGAUCUUAAUGAUGAUUGGAAGCUUUCCAGAGAAGAGGUGAAAAGGCGAAUGCAUUCUACAGUUGUGUGUUAAUGUAUUUAACAGGAAAAUAAAAAUUUACGUUUUGCUUCCCUUGAGGUUAUGCUUUGCAACUGUGACAUUUGUAAGUCUUUACUGUGGUGUUUUGAGCUGCCGCAGAUUGAGAAAUAUUACAGUUCCAAUUUCCUUUUACACACUCAAAACUCUGAUGCUCUCUGUGCAGAGAGCUAUUCAAGGUACUGAUUUUAAAAUACAUUUAAAAAUUCAGUAAGUAUUUGUAGUGCAAAGGCUACUUGUGCCUGCCUUUCUGAGUGGCAAAGAAAGGGACAUUAUUUCUAAGAUUUUUCAAAUAACACUGCAGAGAAAAAAGAAAUCCUCUUCAGUAAAUUAAGUCUGUUUUGGGGAAUAAUUGCUGCAUUACUCUUCUACUGAUUGCAUCUUCUGGUUUUAGAGUUUCCAAACAAAAUUGGAGUUUUCUUUGACAACAGUAAUCACAGUGAGGCUGAAUUUUUUGCUUCCAUUUUCAGCUAACUACAGUUUCAUUGACAAAUGUCUCUGGUUGCUGCUAUCUUGGUAGGUUGUCAUAUAUCCUCUUUUUUCCAGGAUACUUUCUCUUUUUUUAUAGCUAGAGUCGUCCUAGUGAUCCAUAGUUAAAAGUAGAAGUUGGGAAACACUAAUGUCUUAACAAAUGAAAGUGACCUGUAGAAAAUGUAACUUGAAAAAAGAGACGUUGCACAUACUUUUGUAAACCAAGAAAUCUUUAAUAAAAAAUACAUUUUUUAAAAAAGGCAACCCUAACUAUGGUUUGUAUUUAGAAGGCAUCUACCACAAUUUGAAGUUCACAUUGUUUCAGUCAACCAUAGUUAGCACUAACCACUGUUUGUCCAAGUUUGGACGUAACAAGAAACUGUGGUUAAUUGAAAACAGAGUCAAAAGCCUCUGAUCUCCUUUGCAACCAUAUUAGGGAGAAGGAGUGUGCAAACCUGAGGCUCACACGUAUAAGCUAAAUCUCUUCUGUGGGCCCUUACCUAUGAAAUUUGAUCAUGGAGAAAAGCUAAAUAGGCACCUUCACUGAUCUUCUUUGAAAAACAAUAACUUUGAAAUUAUAUCUUUUUAGAAUGCCUACAGAGUUUAAAUUGAGAUACUGACUAAUGGGACUAUUGCCCAGGGCUAGUUUUCCCCCAGGUUUAUUAAAAUCAUAGAAUUGUAGAAUUGGAAAGGGGACCCUGAGGGUUGUCUAGUCAAACCCACUGCAGCCCAGGAAUCUGUUGAUUAAAUGCAAUGGUUUUUUUAAUCGUUUUGUUGCUAUAUUAACUGAUUUGAUGGAUCUUAUGGAUUGAACACUGCUUUGUGAGCAGAAAAAGAGUGCAGAAGGCUUUAAAAUAAAAAUAAAAUUGUGUUCAGUGUUUCAUGUGAACACAGCCAGUUCCAUAGACUUACUAUCCAUUUGGGAAUGCUAUAGCUGUUGCUUUGCACAGAUUAUUAUUACCUGUACUGAACAUACUAGAGAGGAUGGGCCAUUUUACAUUGGCUUGCUUUCUCAUAUCCAACAGAUACGUAAUGAUUAAAAGCUUUUUUUUUUCUUGUCUUAUUCCAUAGGUAAAAAUAUACUUGAAGAAAGAAUUUGAAAGGCAUGGUGCACCAGUCAAUGACAGCCACCAUGAUUCUUUAGUUGAAAACAUAUUUGAGAAGGAAGAUGAAGACAGCGAUGGAUUUAUAUCUGCAAGGGAGUUUGUAUAUACACACGAUGAGCUAUAAAACAUUUUGAGGCAAUUCCCAACGAGAAAGUAAUGACUGGCAACCUGAUGCUUCCAAAUUUAUAAUAUAUAUGUAUUGUAUUUGGAGUUGCCUGUUACACAUGGGGGGGGGAAUGUGUUGCCCAUUUUUCUACUUGAACUACUAUUGAUACAAAACAUUGAGACUUGUUUUUAUAAAGUGGGAGCAUCUGUUCAAAUGAUACUUUAAUAGGAAAGCUCUGUGCAUUUAUUUAUUUAGAAAACUAUGAAAUAAAAAACAGCCUCUGUUUAUUAUUACUGAUUAUAAGUACACUCCAACACUGUUCUCCCCCUGCCCACUCUUAAAUUCAAACUUUUCUAGCAUUUAAGUAUUUGGUCUAUUUUCUUGUGUUCUGUCAAGAAGCUAUUGAUUUUUUUAAAAAACAAAACAGUAUUAAUAUUAUAGUGCAUCCCUAUGCAUGUCUGCUCAGGUAAACACCAUUGAAUUAAAUCAAAUGGGACUUAUUUCUGGUUAAGUGUGCUAAUUAUUGCAAUUGUAAUCACUUGUGAAGUGUGUCUCGCUAUUUUAAUUGUUCCAAAUGGCUUGCCUUCCUAAGCCCCUUUGUGCUUAGGAUGAAACACACUGACUAUAUCAUUGCAAUCUCUUUCCCACAAAGCAGCAAAAAAAGGACAAUAGAGCAAGUAGCGAUGCUGAGUUUUGGGUGUGGCAGCAGUUUGGAGCCCAACACCUAACUUGCCCAUGAGAAAUAACAAGCUUUUCCCCAAUCCCUUUGAUAUAAGCACCAGUUGUUUGCUUGUCUUGUCAAUAAUUGAUCUUCCAUGCACCUGAUGAUAACAGUGAGCUCCAUUCAACCAACACUUAAGUCACUGUGGGUUCCUCUAGGCUGUGGUGUUUUAUUGCUGCAGGUUUAUUUCACAUGUUCUUGACAUGAUAAUGGGAUAGUUGAUCUAUCCCAUGGGUAGGCAAACUAAGGCCUGGGGGCCAGAUCCGGCCCAAUCGCCUUCUAAAUCCGGCCUGCAGACGGUCUGGGAAUCAGUGUGUUUUUACAUGAGUAGAGUGUGUCCUUUUAUUUAAAAUGCAUCUCUGGGUUAUUUGUGGGGCAUACAAAUUCGUUCAUAUGUUUUUUCCAAAAUAUAGCCCUUCGCUAACACCUGAGCCCUUUAUUUGUGAAGCUCCUGUUCACAAUAUACUUGGCAAGCCUUUUAAAUCCUGCCUUUCUGCUCCUUUUCACUGUGACCUUGUCAGUGUAGGAUAGCACCUAUGUUAAAAUACAUUCUGUUUGAAUUCUGUUUGACACAGGAGCUGGGAGAUUCCCCCCACCUUAAAUGGAUCUAGUUUUGCAUCUUAAAAGGAGGAAUUUUGACAACCCAAGCUACAUUAAGUAGCAGUGCUUCUCUCCCAAACUGCCUACUAAGUUUGACAUACCCGCCUCCUGAUACUAUUUUUGUGUAUGUUAGAAGAAAAAUUACAUGCAAUCUUAGUGGCCUCAUUUUCACGUCACAAUAGCUGGUUUGUCAUAAACAUGGUUCCUGUAUGGCUCUCCUGCCCUCAAAACAAGUGAUGUCUUCUUUUCUGAACAUGGUCAAUGGUUUGUUUCAAACAAGCCACGAGCAGCAAGUCAGAAAUAAAACCAAGAACAAAUGUUGGUUGGUUUCUGGUUUGUCACUUGUGGUUUGUGUGAAACGUACUAUGGCUGGUUUGAGCUGUGUGCGCAUAGCCACACAAGUGAACCAUGGUUAAAAUAAGACAAACUGAUUGUACUGUAGCCCCUCCAGACAGCGAUAGCCAGAUGGCAUUGGGGAAGCACAGCAGAACAAACCCACCAGCAAUGUACUAUUAUCAUGUCAAGAACAUGUGAAAUAAACCUGCAGCAAUAAAACACCACAGCCUAGAGGAGCCCACAGUGACUUAAGUGUUGGUUGAAUGGAGCUCACUGUUAUCAUCAGGUGCAUGGAAGCGUUUCCCUCUGGUAGAUACAAAGGAUCAAAGACCAUGAAAUAGAGGUCAGCCACCAGGGCGUGCAAUUUUAGGGGGGGCGAAACUUGUGCAAAUUUCUUCAGUGAGGGGUCUUAAAAACGUGUUUUGGGUGUGAGGAGUUCAAACCUGCUAUUCUUUGUGUGGCUGGAUGACAUUUAGCUUGGUAAAUCUACGUUUGAUUAAAAAAACAUCUAAACUCUCGGAAAACCAAGUGAUACCUUCUGAAAAGGUCAGGUAAUGCUAUAAAAAAUAGUUUCUCCUUACAUGGGUGUGUUUUUAAAUACGUAUCAACCCCCCCCCCCCCGAGUUAAUGCAUCUGAUGAAAUGAGCUCUAAUCCAAGCUUAUCACAAGAAAUGUGUGAGUCCUUUAAAAGUGCCCUGAGACCCUUGCUCUUCAUAGGAAACCCUGCAGUGCUCUUAAGAGAGGGAUGCUUCAUCAUAGCUGUCAACGUUUCCCCUUUUUUAAGGGAAUUCCCUUAUUCCGAAUAGGAUUCCUCGCAAGAAAAGGGAAGUUAUGUGCUUCAUGGCGGCUCCCGUCGUUCGUUGGUUUGAGGCUGCGGGGCUGUUUCCAAUGGCCACAUCGCUGCCGAACCGACUCCGGCAUUGCAAGGAGCUAAGCAGCAGCUCGAGCUCCUCCUAGCCGUCCCCUCAGACGCCGCGCAGUCGCGGGAAGUCGACGUCCCUCUGUGCAUGCUCAGAGGCGCCCUUCUCAGCGUUCCAUCACCCAGCUCUGCUUCCGCUAGCCGGAACCCAAAGGGCUUCUUCCUCGCAGCCGUCCUUCCCCAGGCCAGCGGAGGGAUACUCCAGACGCCCCUUUCCGCCAGAAGACCCUCCCGCUUCCUCGUCUCGCCUGUUCCCACGGCUGGAGCUGCACGCCCGCUAGGCGGAGCCCUGCGCAGACGCGACGGCGCUGAGCCGCGAGGAGGCAGCGGCGCCUGCUGGCUCCCUCCCUGCUGGCAGGCUGCUCACGUGAGCCGGAGCGCAGCUGUUACCUGGGAGGAGAGGCCGCCGCCGCCGCCGCCUGCUCGCCCUCACGCAGACGGAGCUGCAGGCGGAGAGAAGCCCGAAGGGAGCAAGCAAGCAAGCAAGCGGCAAGGUGAGGUCUCUCUCUCUCUCGCUCCGGGGGCGUCUCUUUUUGGGGGUUUGCUCGUCUUCGGCAGCCACUGUUCGUCGACUGAGGGAGGCAGCGGCGGCGCUUGCCAAGGUCUCUCCCAUCGCAGCGAGGCGGCCUCAAGGGCGCACCUGGAGGUCCCGGCAGGUGCGCUGCCGCCGCCUCCGCCGUCUGCAUGGGGAGCCGCGGCCAGGGCUCGCCGAGGAUGCGCCCUUUCUUCUGCUCGCCGGCUUCUCUUUUUCGCAGGUGCAGCCAUCGGGGAUUCUGCAAAGAGGCAGGUCACCUCCUGGCUUUCCCAUCCUCCCCCUCAUGCACGUACACACAAACGCUUUCCCUCUCCUCCAACCCAGAAAUCAGGAGAACGAGCUCUAGCAGGGGUGCCUACUUGAAUAAAAUAGGGGGGGGGGCUCAGGUAAACCCCACCCUGCAUAAGGGAUCACAAGAUGCGGCUCGCACACCCUAUUUGAAUGGCAAUGCCCAUCCAUUUUGCGGGGCCCCUCAAUAUUUAACUGGGGGCCCAAAGGGACGUUGGCCCCUAGGAGUUGGCUCCUAUGAGCUCUAGGGCCAGGACUCCCCCCCCCCCCCAGGCAGAACUCACCAGAACUGAGUUUCGGCACCUCUCAGGUGGGUGCCCUUGCCAUUUUAAGAGAAUGAGGCGAGUUCCAGCACCUUUUCCAAAAUAAAUAGCACUGCCUAGGGCUACUUCUCUCUUGCCCCUCCUUGAUCUUUGCACUUGAUGACUCAUCCCUGGGCUCCUCUCUCCCCUGCAUGUGUUAGUGGCCUCCCCCUGGUCCACGAUUGCCGCAUUGUUGGAUUGUUGCAAGCUCUUCACUGGAUGGGAAGAGCCUCCACCUCACUCCAGACCUCCCUUUCACCUUUUGCCCCUGGGUGUGUAGCUUCCUGCCUGGGGGAACAGAGUCUUAAUUCACUCAGGCUGUAGAUACUGCAUCUGAGAUUUUUUGGAGAGGCGGAGGUCCUUGGAUGCUGUGAGGCUUUGGGUGUAUAACUGAAGAGCAGGUGCAUGAUGCUGAGAUGCUGUAGUGUAGCGGAGCUGUAUCUGUAGAGAUGCUUGCAGGGUGGAAAUGUAGGCUUGCUAGCUGUAGUAACUCCGUUGCUGCUAAGUUCCUGAGCUGUUUUAACUGCCCGUUGCCCCAGUGUCUUCCUGCGCUUCUGACAUUUCCCAUCCAUCUUCUGUGACCUUAGAUCAGUUCCACUGCUUCUUCCUGUGGUUUUCUGGCAAUUCCUAUCUCAUUUACAAAGGUUUAACAGGUGAUGUCUAUCUAGAAUCUAGUGUGAAGUAUAAUAUGGCUGCCUGCUAUAUAUAGUCUAGCCUUUGUGCUUCAUCUGACUCAUUGAAAUCAUUUCUACAAACUUGCUUUUCAUUGUGGCCCCUGGCUCCUGCCUAUUUAAAUAUGAGCGUGGGCACAGAUUGCAAGUAGUAAAGUGAGAUUUUGCUGCUAAUAAUGCAUGGUUUUCUUUUCUAAAAUUGUGAAUACUGGAACAUGAACUGAAAGUAGGUUUAUUACUGCCUGGUGGGGUUUUUUGUUUUUAAUAAUUGCAAGAAAUGCACCUGCUCAGGUGGUCUCUUUGGGACUUUAAUUCAAAAGUUCUUCAAGGCUAAAGUACUGGGCUUUACUGAAAUGUUUUCUCCCUCUGUCCAUUGUUUGAUCUACUUACAUAAAAUAACAAGCUUUUAGCUCAAGGUUAUGGUUUUGAAAUGGCAUUGUGGGUUUUGGAGAUUCACGUGCAUCUUCCUUUUCACAAAAUGGGGUUUUCUGGUUAUUUUUAGAUCUUCAUGAUCUGUAGUUUAUUGGCCUUUGUGUAGCUGUGCUGCCCUGUAAGGCAAGACCUUGAUAUUUUAGUGGGUUUCUAGACUGACCCCUGAACUACUCAGCUGCAUAGGCCCAGUGAGCUACCUCUGUAUAAGUGCCUGUAGUAGUGUCCAUUAUACUUUCCUUCUCAGUUAGAUUCUAUGAGUGUGUUCACCUGGAUGUGUCCUUGACCUCUGAUAGUCAUAGUGCCCUUUGCUUGCCUGGAUAGAGGACAAGAUGGGUGUGUGUAGAAGCUAGCCUACUAGCUCCACCCACUUUUGCCUCUGGCCCUGCCCAUCACUGGCAUGUAAAAUAAGGGAAUGUGGCUUUCAGUAUACAGUGGUACCUUGGUUUAAGAACAGCUUAGUUUAUGAACAACUUGGAUUAAGAACGCUGCAAACCCAGAAGUAGGUGUUUUGGUUUGUGAACUUUGCCUUGGAAUAAGAACAUGUUUCGCUUCCUGUUGAGUGUGUUCCAUUUGUAAAUUGAGUCUCCCGCUGCUAUGGGAAAGCAUGCCUUGUUUCAGAACGCUUUGGUUUAAGAACAGACUUCCGGAACAGAUUAAGUUUGUAAACCAAGGUACCACUGUAAUUAUUUCUGGUGGCUCAUAUGGAGAAGAUCCUUUCUGGAAUCGGCACCAGAUUUAGGGAGGUGUGGGUGGUUUAUCUGCCCAGGGUGCCGAGCCAAGGGGGUGCAUAAUAAUAAUAAAUUUUAACAACCUGAUAUUUAUGCAGGUACCCACUGAGAAGAGACAUAAAAAAGCAAGUGUACCAAAAUGAAGUUUGUGUGUGUGUGUGUGUGUGUGUGUGAAAAUAAGAAAUAUUUAAAGGGGAGAGGUGCCAAAUUUUGUCCUUGCUUAAAGGUAAAGGUACCCCUGCCCGUACGGGCCAGUUGUGUCCAACUCUAGGGUUGCGCGCUCAUCUCGCUUAAGAGGCCGGGAGCCAGCGCUGUCCGAAGACACUUCCGGGUCACAUGGCCAGCGUGACGAAGCUGCUCUGGCGAGCCAGCACCAGCGCAGCACACGGAAACGCCGUUUACCUUCCCGCUAUAAAGCGGUACCUAUUUAUCUACUUGCAUUUGGGGGUGCUUUCGAACUGCUAGGUGGGCAGGAGCUGGGACCAAAAGACGGGAGCUCACCCCGCCGCGGGGAUUCGUACCGCUGACCAUACGAUCGGCAAGUCCUAGACACUGAGGUUUUACCCACAGCGCCACCCGCGUCCCUUUCUGUCCUUGCUUAGGGCACCAUAUUACCAAAGUCCACCCCACUAGAAUUAUUGCAGAGCUGCUGCUAGAUUCUUUCCACACUGUAUUUUUAUCAGGAGGGUAACAAUGCUUAUAUUCUAUAAACGCCUUUCACUAAUGUAUCCAAAAAUUGUUCAUCCUGCCUUUUUUUUGCAGCAGUGGCUUGUAUGCAGCUUGUGAUAGAGGAAUCGCCCCAUGUAUUGUUCCAUAGCCAUAAUUUUUCAGCUAAAUGACAGUUAAUAAAUGUUGUUGGUACUAUAGUGAUCAAGGUUUUGCAGGUGUGUAUCCUAUGGCAUGUGUUGCGUUGUUAUCACGCAGUGGCAUCGCUCCACGGAGGUCUCAUUGAGACACAAUCUGCUGAAGGCUACUGAGGUAUAGCAUUCUGGUAGAGAUUAUUGCCAGACCCCUGGUGAGUUGGCUAUGCAUGAGAAAACUUUGUUUCUACUUUACAAGAACUCAUGAGGGUUCACCAACUCCUGGUUGUGUGAACCUCUUGUUUGAGCUAGUGGCAUCAUGGGAGGUGAGGAGGUGUAGACUAUUUCUCCAAAGCAUUUUUACCCCCACCCCCCAAAAAAAUGCCUCUCGGAACAUCUUAUGUAUGUUUAACAAAGGGGGGUGGGAAAUAGUGGCGGGGAUAGAAAAGGGUAGAGGUAAACUCAGGCACCAAUCAUUAAAUAGUAGUCCUUCUAAUGGCCAGCUAGAAGGGAUGGGGGAGCCAAUUAUAGCUGUCUCCCAGCAGAGCCAAUGGGAUGACCCUGAUUCCCAUCACUUCCUCUGUUGCAGUCUGGCGGAAUUGCUUGCUGCACUUUGUGAGUCAUACACUGGGAUGACUGGCCUAUAUAUGCAAAUAAAAAUCUGCAGCUGAAUUGUUGAAUAUCUGGAAUUCGAACAGAUUAUUUUUAAAAGCCUUUUUGUUGCUGCUCCUCAUGUAUAAAAUAAAAUGCCAUAUUUUUUCCUCUAUAAGACGCCCCCAUGUAUAAAACGCCCCCUUUUUGGGGGGACUCAGAUUUAAGGAAAUGGGGGGAGAUAUAUCUGUGUAUAUUUUUGGCAUUAUUUUUUAGGGGGAAAACCUAGUCUUAUACACGGAAAAAUAUGGUAAGAUUAGAAGUCAGACUCUUCUUGUCCGCUGCAGGUCAUCUAGUGAUCUAGCAAACGAAGGUAAAUUAUCUUUUGCUUCUCCCUAAUCUGAAGAAUAGUGAGAACUCCAUGUCUGACCCCACUAUCACAGAGCAUUGCAAACCUCUUGAACUCAGACCAUUGGGAAGUGUAGAAGCAUUUGGUUGCCCAGCAACAUCUCUUUUGCAGUUCAAAUGUAGCAUUUCAAAGUGUGUAAGACUGAGACAAGCCAUGGCUUAGCACAGAUGUACGGGCUCUUGGAAUGGAGAUUACAGACAUUUUGCUCUUGUGAGCUAGGUCUAUCUUAGCUAACAUGUCUUCUGAACGCAGGCUUGUGAUUUGCCUUGAACUUUAAACAAAGAGCAGACAUUGGUUACAGCUCAUUAUUUAUCUGGAGCAAAACAAACCAUGAGCCCAGGUUCAUAAAGCUUGCUAAGCCAAACCAUGGUUUAGCUUGCCGCAACACACCAGAGGUGGAGCAGAGCUCCCAGGGAGACUUACCUAACACCUUCAUUGCAUAUCUCCAGGCAGAAACAUUCCUCUUUCUCUCAGGCCUGUGGCUAAUUAAACAAUCUACAGUGGUUCCCGGGGUUACAUACGCUUCAGGUUACAGACUCUGCUAACCCAGAAAUAGUACCUCGGGUUAAGAACUUUGCUUCAAGAUGAGAACAGAAAUCGUGCUCCGGCGGCGCGGCAGCAGCAGGAGGCCCCAUUAGCUAAAGUGUUGCUUCAGGUUAAGAACAGUUUCAGGUUAAGAACGGACCUCUGGAACGAAUUAAGUACUUAACCCGAGAUACCACUGUAUAUCCUUUUAAACUGGUGUGUGUGUUGUUGUUUGUUAUUAUGUUAUGUAUUUUUGUGUUUUUAUACUGUAAAUUACCCCGUGAUCCUCAAAUGAAGGGUGGUAUAUAAAUUUAAUGAAAAAAUAAAAUAAAUAAUAACAAAAGUGGGUGUGGCUUAGCGCAGACGCGGGCAGAGAGAAAGUUUCAGCCACUGUGCAAUAUUAUUUGUGUGACAUUCAUUUAUUAGAGCAGAGACUUGUUUUGCAUAUUGUAGCAAAUCCUGACGUCGUUUGAUAGGUAGGAAUGUGAUUAAUGUGACUGCCAUCCUGCUGGUACAAAAUGUUGGGGUUUUUUGUUGUUUUUGCAAAAAGUUGCAGAAUCCAGUCGGCUCCCACUCCUCUGCAGAUCUCAACGGCUGAUGUGUCGCAUGAAAUAGCAAUUACCGCUGCGAAAUAUACUAGCUAUAUUUACCGCCUUGAGGGUGAACUAAACUAAUUGGAAUACAGAUUUGAAAUAAAUUAACAAUAUAUAUAUCUCUCUCCAGUCUCCUGAUUUCAUUUUGCUCACCUAUUUAUUUCAUUUGUAGCCUGCAUUGUCCCAGAGGCAUCAAUACAAGUUUCUUAAUUACCAUGAGUGCUGCUGCAUAUUUCCAUUACCAUGGCACUCCUCCACUGGCAUAAGUGGAAUAAGCAAACCAGGAAGCAUAGGCACAAACUUGAACAAAAUAUUGGGGGGAGGGCUGCUCCCUGCACUUCUGCCCCCCCCACUGCACUUCUGUGGAUCGCACCUUCCUCUGCUGCACAAAACUGGGCACAGGCCUCCGCUUCCUCCCACCCACUUGCCUCUCACCCCCCCCACAAGAAGUUUCUGCCCCCCUCGCCUGCUCACCUCUCCUACCGGCCUGCCUCUUCUGCCUGCCUGCCUGCAAGUGGCUGUCCAAGGGAGGGAGGGAGGAAAAUGCCAACCUGCGGAAAAUAUUGGGGGGCAGCCCCCCUAAAUAUUUUAUUGGGGGGCGAAGGGACCAGGGCCCUAUAGCGUUGGCACCUAUGCCAGGUAUAUGAACUGAGGAUUGUGGUAUGUUGCUACUUAACAAGCCCAUGAUCUGAUCUGUAAGCCACACGACUAAAGGUUGGCUAAUAGCCAUGGCUUCUAAAGGAGAAAUGGACCGCAAAACCCUGUCUUGGGUAUAAUGAGAAGCCAAGGCUACCUGGUUUGUUGAUCCCACUUAUACCAGAAGAGAAUUGGCAGUGUUUAGGCAGCAUGAGUAUGCUAUUGAUUGGCUCACAGGAAGUCAGAAACUCUUGACUUACCAUCAGCGUGUAAGCAUCAUCGGAACUACAGUGGUACCUUGGGUUACAAACACUUCGAGGUACAGACUCUGCUAACCCAGAAGUUGUAUCUCGGGUUAAGAACUUUACCUCAGGAUGAGAACAGAAAUAACACGGUGGCAGCGGGAAGCCCCAUUAGCUAAAGUGGUACCUCAGGUUAAGAACGGUUGCAGGUUAAGAACAGACCUCUGGAACGAAUUAAGUUCAUAAUCAGAGGUACUACUGUAGAAUGUUGUAACCUAAGAUUCUGUAGCCUUUUUUUCUUCCUCUCUCCCAGUUCCUUUUCCCUUUUGUUAUGCCCUUUUAGCAUGAGGUCAGGGACUGUUUUAUGGCUGACAUUUGUAAACUGUUCUGUAAGUCUUUUUGACUGACAAGGGAAAAUUCCCCCCUUCCUUAAAUUAUACUGGGUGAGACUGGAGCCCCAUCCAAAGUUUUGCACUGUUUCUGGAAGAUCCUCGGGUAUAGGGGCUGUAGUGUAUUUGCAGGGGAGCUUCAGUGUACUGCUGAAGAGCUGCCACAUUUCUGCGUGGCCUUGAAAUUCAAAGAUGGUGCAGCUGCUUGAUAUUGGAGGUAAGGUAAAGGGACCCCUGACCAUUAAGUCCAGUCACGGAUGACUCUGGGGUUGCGGCGCUCAUCUCACUUUAUUGGCCGAGGGAGCUGGCGUACAGCUUCCGGGCCAUGUGGCCAGCAUGACUAAGCCGCUUCUGGCGAACCAGAGCAGUCACGGAAACGCUGUUUACCUUACCUUACCUAUUUAUCUACUUGCACUUUGAUGUGCUUUCGAACUGCUAGGUGGGCAGGAGCAGGGACUGAGCAAUGGGAGCUCACCCUGUUGCAGGGAUUCAAACCACCAACCUUCUGAUCAGCAAGCCCGAGGCUCUGAGGUUUAGACCACAGUGCCUUUUUAUGCAGUUCCCAGAGGAUUCCUGACUAUCUGCAUUGGGUCACCCUAUUGUGAGAGUGGAGCUGAAGAAUGGUGAGCGUGGCAGAGUUGGUAGAGCAUGAGAUUCUUAACCUUAGGGUCGUGGGUUUGAGCCCCGUGUUGGACAAAAGAUAGAUGUAUUGCAGGGACUAGAUGACCCUUGUGGUCCCUUCCGACUCUACAGUUCUGUGAUUCUGUCUGAAUCGGGGCCUGUGUAUUUACAAAGAUAGUCGAUAUGUAUUACUGUGCACAAGAAGAUCCCUUUAGAAUGUGGAGAUUCUGAAUCUCUCUUCUAGAGCAUUUGGGGUUGGCAACCAUAGAUGCAUUAAGAAUUCAAGUCACUUUGAAAUAUUCAUAUUUAAUAAAGAAAAUGGUAACCCAGUCGUACUAUUUAUACUUGCAUUUUGCCUGAAGGGGAAUGUAAAAGGUAGCAGAGCUGUGAUUUAUUGUUUCAUCAUGCAGGCUUUUCUCCCAGCAGAAAUGCUCCCACCUGCCUUAAGUUCUUUUAAUAGGAAAAAUGAGUCUCCUUUGAACAAAUGCUUUCCUGCAAAGCUUAUGCCUUUUGCUACUGCUCAAGAAACAUGAACAGAGGAUACUGAUAAGGGGGAAAAAACCUUCCGUAUAACCCAAGCCAUUUAUACCAGCAUAUGGUUCUUAACUAAUUAGUCUAGGUUUGUUUUGAAUAUGCAUGCCUGAAUGUUCCCCAACGUGUAGCAGGUAGUAAGGAGCAACUCGAGGUUGUUUCAUGGAAACAAAGGGCACCAAAUUAGAAAAGCAAGUGGGAAAAGUGUUUAAAGACCACCCUCCCAUUCAGUCCAGUAAGCAAUUGUUCACAUUGCAAAGCAAGACUGGCUUUUCCCACACUUGGUUGGGCUUUUUGUGGGCUGUUUCCUAGUGACUGUAUUUGCACCAGAAGCUAAUGGCUCUAGCCAUCUGAAACAAAAGGCAAUUUGGUAGACAAAACCCCAGCUCUCCUACCCACCUCCUCAGCUUGCAAUCUCAUUGUUUCGGCGCAAACCAUUGCAAAGUAUUGACCUAUUUCCCGGGCUAAAAAUGUGUGCUGAUUUUACCAGCCCUGCCUGCACAUCUUUCAGCGUAUAAUGGAAGCAGACUAAACACACUCUAAUUAAAAGUCAUUAGAGCUGAGAAUUAGACACUUUUAAUAUACAUAUGAACAACUUAAGAAGCAGCAUGAGGAGUUGUUGACUUGCCAAGUCUCGCAGCGUACCUUGUGCUUGUCACAAGUCAGAGAAUGCAGCCUUGCAUUCAUGCAGAUAUAUGUAUAAAGGAAAGAAAGAAAAAUAAAAGUUUGCUUCCCACAGUAGCAGUCCUCAGUUCAUGCUAUGGCUGGCAAGCCACAAGUCCCGGAGACAGCCCUGAGUAUCUGUGCAGAUGAGCUCUUGACGGCGGUUCUUAUUUUAAUAAAUAAAUAAUUUUCCCCCAUUUAGGCUCACUGAAAUGUCUUACAAAGAAUUCAUUUUACAUGUUAAUCAAAACUAUUUACUCUUCGGCAUGCCAGCCUAUUUUAAGCACAUUGGCAUAGUAACUGAAAAGGCAUUAGCUGCACAAACAGCAGCAAAAAUAGCAGCACACAGCCAAAUUCCCUUGAGAUUAAUUUUCAUCAAGAAGCACUAGACGGUGAGAAAUCACUUGAAAGUUGUCACUUCAGGUAGUCGCAAGGGAAUUGGAUACUGCAUUCUGACCAUUGUCUUGUCUGAUAAGAUCUAUAUCAAAGCAACCUGCUAAAAUUGUGUCUUGGAGCUAAUUAACUGUGCAUGAAUAAUACAGUUCAGCUCUCCUGGGAUUUUUGAAAGAUGUAUCAGUCUCCUCAUUCUGUGGAUUUAUGCCUUUUGAGACAAGGGAUAUAAUCGCAAGCAGCAUACCCAUCAAGCUUUUAAAAAGUGAGUGAUGCUUUGUAUUGUACACAAUGAACAAUUUGUGGCUGGGGAAACACAGCUUCUCUAGCUGUUGCAAUAACACUAGAGGAAUCAGCAUCCAUCCCAGUGGUGAAUGUCAUAGUCCGCAUCCUUGCUGUGUGAGCUGAGGCCAUUUUUAUUUAUGUUGGAUCAGAGGCUGGAAGCUUGCUCUGUGAUGGCACUAGCUCAUAGAGCAAAUUCUAUUAAAUGGCAUGGCCAACGCAAGGAACUUGGUAAGGAUUCCUCUCCCCCCCCCCCCCCUACUUAAUGUGUCACUGAAAUGUAAAAGUGCAUCAAAUAAUUGGUGAUGUUGGAAUAUAGUUAAACGCUGAAUUGUGCGUAGGGUUGUGUUUGUGUGAAGACAAUGAAGAGGGCAACCUAUUUGGUCAAAGGCCCACUUUGAAUAUCAUGCCAGGCUAAACCUAGAGCCCCCAAAAUGUGUUUUUUUUUUGCUAACAGACACGAGCAAAUAAGUUGGAACUCCAUUUCUGCCUUCAGAUUCCUUUUGCUCAGCAUUCUGACUACAGUCAUACCUCGGGAUAAAUAUGCUUCAGGAUAAGUCUUUUCGGGUUGCGCUCUGCGGCGACCCAGAAGUAACGGAGCGCGUUACUUCCGGGUUUUUUCUGCUUGCGCAUACGCAGGCUGUCAAAAUGAUGUCAUGCACAUGCUUGGAAGCGGCGAAACGCGACAAGCACAGACGCUCAGUCGCGUCUUUUGUUGUAUUCAGGAUGCGAAUGGGGCUCCGGAACGGAUCCCGUUCGCAUCCCGAGGUACCACUGUAUAGCGUAGUAACCUUCAGAGGCAGAGAUUGGACAGAAUUAUGUUUCUGACCCACCUGCUAAACAUUAAGAUCUGCCUCAAAGGCUGCCUCUCAGACGCUGCCAUCUGAGGCAAGGCAGGACACCCUCCGUGGUGGCACCCCAACUUUUGAAUCGUCUCCUCAGGGAUGCCCGCCUUACAGUUCAUUAGAUACCUUUUUGGCUACUGGUGAAUACAUUUUUAUUCACUCAGGCUUUUAUUGAUUUUUUAAAACAUGGCUUUUAUUUUGCUUGCUUUACUUUUGUUUCGUUUUUAAUUGUAUUAGUACCAAUUUGAAUAUUGGCUCAAAUUAAUGUAAUUGCUCUGAGAUGCUUUGAAGUGUGAUAGAUAAAUAACCGGUUGCCCUUUCAGACAUUAUACCAAACUAUGGUUUGCAGCCCACUUUGACCCAAAAUGUCUUAUUCUUGUUGUCUUUUAUUUUCUAUUAAAGACAUUGUUAUAAACCAUCUUUCUGGGACACAGCCUAUUCAAGGCAGCUUCCAACAAUACAUAAGGCAUAAUAAAUUUUAAACCCAAAAAUACAAGCAUUAAUAAAUAAUAGUAUCCAGUGAUAAAAUCAAAACCCAGCCCAGAAAAAUCCUAAAACUUCAGGAACAUUUAAAGAUAGAACGCCAUCAAAAAUACCAACACCCCAAUUGCAGUCUUUAAAUGAUGAGAACACAGCAACAAAUGGGUAUGUUUUUGAGAAUUUCAAUCAUUAAGCAUGAUUUCUUGCCACAAGUUUGGAGUUCUCAGGUUCCACCACCAAUGGCAGCUGGUUGCAAAUCAUGAUUUGACAUGAUGUGUGAACUGAGCCAAAAUAUUGGUCCAGAGUUUUGUGGCAGUUGGUCACUAAUAGCACAAGAUGUGUCAGGUAUUCUCCAAUUAUUUAAGACAAUUCUCUGUUGAGGAAGUUAAGACAGUAAAAGAACUAACACACAGCUUUCUGCUAAUGUAUAUCCAAUUAGGGCUGCAGACGUUAAUUAAUGGAAACAAGUAGACUUAAGUGCAUUAAAGCUUCAGUCAUUUAAUUGGUGGGGCUGAGAUUAUAAGGGAGCACCAGUUAUUUUUCCAAGUAACCUUGUCUCAGGUGUGGCAUGUUUGUGGUACUUAAAAAUUCUUGCCUAUCUCUCUGCUAAAACAUUUGAGUUAGGAAGUACAUUUUACCUGGCUAUACUGUACCUGGCUAUAGUUGUUUGUAAGAGAAAAUAAUCUAUUUUAAUUAUUAAAGCAGAUCCCACUAUUCUUUCCACUAAUUCUUCCAUCAUUCUCCUUUCACACUCAAAAGACUUUGUUUACUGAGCUGCAGUAAGUCUAUUUUGGAUGACUUUCUUUCAUUAAAAUGGGAUUAUUUAGCUGGUGAGACAAGAAUAGCAACCAGACAAAUGCCAGUUUGGUCAAGUUAACCAAUUUGGGGAGAGUCUGUAGCUCAGUGGGAGAGCAAAUCCUUUGUGUAUCUUGGAGAUCCCAUGUUUAAUCCUGGCAUCACCACUUAAAAGAAUCAGGUGAUGGGAAAGGCCUUUCUCUGCCUAAUACCCCAAAGAGCUGCUUGUCAGACAGCAAAUGCAAUACUGGGGUAGCUGUACGGCCGGCCCUAUCAUUAGGCAUGGUGAAGAGAUAACGUGUCUUGUAAAGAGGCGGAAAAUUGUUCUUUCUUAUUCUCUUUUUGCUGCCAGCAGGGGUGAUUUUGGGAUUUUCUGCCUCAGGGGUCAAAAUAACUUGAUCAACCUUGGGCACAAUGCCCUGUGAGAAAGGCUCGAUUUUACUGCAUCACUUCAGGCAGCAAAAUGUUUUGGACCAGCCCUGGUUAAAUGGAGAAAUAAAAUGGCCUGGAAUAAGGCAGUUUCUUAUGAUCCUAAAAUGUCCCUUUUUCUCUAGGAUGGCUCUGGCACCUCCCAGUUACUGUUUUGUUGCGUUCCCACCACACACUAAAGAUGGCCUUGUAGUCAUUGGGAAAAAUUCUGCACGGCCCAGGGACGAGGUACAGGAAAUAGUUUAUUUUGCUGCUGCUACUCAUGAUCCAGGAUGCAAAGUUGAGGUAAACAGCUUUAUUUUGUACUUAAUUUGUGGGUUUGACAAAGGGCAUGUUUGUCAGAUGUGACAUAUAGACUCUCACGGUCAAUAUUGUAAAAUGGCAUGUUGCUCUGUUCUCUUUCUCCUGUUCUCACCUUUGGAUCCAUUUACCUGAUAGUGAAAAUUUAUACAUCAAUUGAAAGCAGGAAUCUUAAAAUGAGCCUGCUGUCUUUGGCUCACAAAUACCUUGGAGUUAUCCAAGUCACUUUCCUUUUGUUUUCAUAAUGAAGAGCACUGACCAUUCUUUUUCCCCCUGUAUUUUGAAUCCAGGCACUGCCAGUCUAACAGCAGCUGGGUCAAAUUGCAGUUUAUACAACAAAGACUUUAGUCAGAAAAAUGGCAUAUUCUGCUUUCUGAUGAACGAUUAUUUCAGAAUCUACAGAAACAGAGAUACACAUACUCUUGCUUUUCUGCUCCCCUUAUGAAGUCCCCCCCUUUUUUUAAGGACUGACAUAUUUUUGAACAUACAGUAUAUGCUUUUAUUAGAGAACCUGCUUAUCAUAACCAGCUGCGUAUUUGAUAUAAAACAUCUGUCAUAAAAUCAAAUGGAUUUUUCUCUCCUAGUGCUAGAAAUUCAUGCAUCGCUCCUCUACCAGUACAUGUUGAAAUCCAAUGGAAAGUGACAUGUUUGCCUGUAUUUUAUUUUUGUCCGGUAUCUUUUGUGUAUUCAUGGUCAGUUUUGCAGCUAGAAUUGGGUAACCUUUGGGGCUGGUGAGAGAUCCUUUGGGAUACACUAAAACGAGUUUGUCAGUUGCCACUUACCUGUGGCAAGUAAAAAUCUUUCUGUGGUGACAUGUCAAUAUGAUAACACUGUACUUUCUAUGGAGAAAUGUAAUCUGAUUCAGUGAGGUCUUGUCUCCCUCUCCCCCACUGUAGUGCACAUACAUUGAGAUUGACCAGGUGCCCAAGACCAACGCUGUUGCUCUGAGCAGACCUUCCUGGCUUUGGGGGGCAGAAAUGGGGGCAAAUGAACAUGGAGUCUUCAUUACCAAUGAAGCCAUUAUCACCAAAGAACCAGCCUCAGAAACUGAAGCUCUCCUAGGAAUGGAUCUUGUCAGGUGGGUGAUCAGGGUGGAUGAAAAUCAAUGAUUAUUUUUUUUUAAAGGAUUUUUAAAAACAAUUUAAAUCUGUUUCUUUUUAUAUUUAAAUGGGAUUUUUAAAAUAAAAUUCUUUUGGAGUAAAAAUCUUUCUAAAUAUAGUUUUCUGUUUAAGUUACAUUGUAGUCCAAAGGCUUUUCAUCAGGAAAUAAGAAUUUGUUUUAAGUUUUUCAUGUGUGCUAGAAGUCAGUCUACGUUUUUUUUUAAUUGUUUAAUCACAUCAGUUAACAAACAUGGAUACAUAUGCUAUAAUGUUAUUGUUUUAGUUCAAUAAAUUGUUACUAAGGAAAUGAUUAUUUUUUCCCUUCCAAUAACGUACAGCAGAAAAGUUGUCCAAAUAUAAACAGUUAACUUAUUAAACCUCACAAUAAUUUCAUAAUGAUCAGUAUAUGUAUUUCUGAUAGCAUAACCAAAUCAGUAAAAACUGUAAAAACUACUCUGAAAAUUUAUUAUUCCAAAAAUGAAACCUUCAUCUGGUUGUAAGUAUUAAGGUUAUACCAGCAAGAAUGAGUCUUUCUGUAAAAAAAAUUGUUUAAAUCAAGUCUUACCAACUAGUGAUUUAAAUGGGUUUGAUUUAAAUCAAAUCCACCCCGUGGGUGAUUAACAACAACAUGGUGGAUGGGUUGUGUAGCCUGAUAAGUGUUCUGAGCAAUGAAUCAGCUGUACGAAAUAGCAGAAAAUCAAACCCUCCUCUUGGUAACAUCACCGUUUUGGUCCACAUAUGGAAAAACACUGUGCGCUUUUACACAUGAAGUACAAUGCAAGUGUUUCUUUUCAUCUUUAAUACAUGAACUGCCAUGUCUCUGUGCCUUUUAGCAUUGUAUGUGAUGUAUCCUUUGGUCUUGAAACUCUGGGAAUGGCAAGCACGGUACACAAACUUUAAAGUAAUAAUUGGGCACUCCUAUUUAAAAAAAUGGAUCUGCCAAGAUGCAAAAAGUCGGAAUACAACCUAAUGUGCUUUUAAAAGCAGCAGUUGCUUUGUAAAUCUGUACAGCCCAUGAGCUUCAUUUUAGUCUUCAUUUUCAAAACAGCCUACUGUGACUUAGAAUUCUUGCUUGUGUGCUUCAAGGCGGGGAGGUGGGGGACCGGGGACUCUGGAAUAAUUAAAUCAUUGUCAGGCAUACUGCAUCUCAUGCAUUCCAAUGGAAAGCCAUUUGCCGUUGACUCAAGUGCUGACGAAUGAGCUCCAGAAAAUCGUUUUAUUCUAGCCCAGCUUGAUUGACAUGGUUCCUCUGGCCAGUCUUGUUUGUAUAGUACAGCGAGAUUAGCUUAAUGUCAGUAAGAACUAUUAUGGCUGGAAAAGAGAUACUAAGAAGGAAAGGGUGGAAAAGAAAUGAGAUUGGCUUCCAUGCUAGAAAAUGCAAUAGGGCUAUAGGCUGUUGUUGGAGCUAAUAAUAAUAAUAAUAAUAAUAAUAAUAAUAAUAAUUUUAUUAUUUAUAUGCCGCCCAUCUGAUUGGGUUGCCCCAGUCACUCUGGGCAGUUCCUGACAAAAUAUUAAAAACACAGUAAACCAUCAGCCAUUAAAAACUUCCCAGAACAGGGCUGCCUUCAGAUGUCUUCUGAAAGUCAAAUAGUUGUUUAUCUGUUUGACAUCUGACAAGCUGUCAAGCAAGACUGCUAAGCAAGCUGAUUGGGUCUGCCUGAUUCUCUCUUUUUGCAUGAAUUCUCCCCGUUGCAAGCAGUUCUCAAGCGUGCAGGUCUUAUAACUGUCCUUGCAAGAUUUGAAUCCUCCUUUGGGAAAACACAGUUGUAUCCCGUUCAGUUUAGUUAGAAGAUCAAUUCAUCACAUGACUGAUUAGAAGUAUAUUUAAUAAGCUGGGUUUUUUUGUACAUUAAGCUCCUCUUUUCCAUUCUUCAAUCAAUGCAGAUUUCUACGCUGGAAUCUUCUUUUAUCUGCCCACUUUGUUAUGAACAGGAGGCACUUUUAUUAUUCACAAAUCCAUUUUGCUUUUCGAACUUAAAAACAGCAGGAGACUGGCAGUCACUGACUUUAAUGGGAAUAAAUCGGCUUAUAUCCAAAUACUCCAGCAUGAAUGGGUUCUGGGAUUAAUUCCCUAAUGGCAACAGCAGGCUAAUACUAAUCAAAAUUAUGGGUGUUUGAAAUGUAACUUUCUAAUAAGAGUUUGCUUUGGUCCUUACUAAAGGAGCUAAUUUUAAUUAGGUUAUAAAAGGCAGGGUGAGGUAUAAUAAUGCUAAUAAUAAUUUAUACCCCACCCAUCUGGCUGGGUUUCCCCAGCUACUCUGGGCGGCUUCCAACCAAAUAUUAAAAACACAAUACAGCAUUGGUUCCCUGUAACUUCACUUCUCACAGGGAGGGAACCGCCAGAAGGCCCUCGGUGCUGGACCUCAGUGUCCGGGCUGAAUGAUGGGGGUGGAGACACUCCUUCAGGUAUACAGGGCCGAGGUUAAGUUAUGACCAUCAGAAGUUCCAGUUCCCUUAUUUCACCCUGUGACAAUUCCUCUGAAUUUUUCAGCUAUGUAGGAAUGUUAUCUGCUAACAUUCUGUUUUGAUUUAGUAAAUUGGUGGUGGGACAGGGCAAAAUGGAGCACAUAGACAUCUCAAGUCCCUUUUCCUGCCCUAAAGAAUAUACAGGCACAGUUAAAAAACCAACUACACCCCACAGUGGACCACUGGUUCAUUUUGAAUCAAAAAAUCCUGUUCCAUGUCACAGCAGGACGCUAUGAUGAAAAUGAAAACUAUUGCCCAUUUCAAACCAUUUUAAUGAUACAGUUGUGACAACUGUCCUCAGGCUACUACAAAAUAAAUCUUCCCUAAUAGCCUGCAGAGCCAACAAGACAACCCUGUCAAAGGCUUAGUCCACUGAAUACUACCACUACUACUACUACUACUACUACUACUACUACUAAAUAAAUAAUACAGUGUUGUAUGUUCUUGUAUGUUAGUGCUUUACUACAUAUCUUAGUGUUCAUGAACUAAGUGUGGUAAUGGGAUGCAAAUAUUUUAAACUAAAUUGAUUGUUCCGGUAGGGAUAAUGAUGACGUGGGUGGUGCUGUGGUCUAAACCACUGAGCUUCUUGAACUUGCCGAUCAGAAGGUUGGCAGUUCGGAUCCCUGCGACAGGGUGAGCUCCCGCUGCUCUGUCCCUGCUCCUGCCAACCUAGCAGUUCAAAAGUACGCCAGUGCAAGUAGAUAAAUAGGUACCGCUGCGACGGGAAGGUAAACGGUGUUUCUGUGCGCUCUGGUUUCCAUCACGGUGUCCCGUUGCACCAGAAGCAGUUUAGUCAUGCUGGCCACAUGGCCCAGAAACUGUGGACAAAGGCCAGCUCCCUCGGCCUGAAAGCGAGAUGAGCACCGCACCCCAUAGUUGCCUUUGACUGGACUUAACCGUCCAGGGGUCCUUUACCUUUACCUUUUAAUGGGGCUUUGGGAGUCGGGUUCAUGAUUGCUAAACCAAAUGAUGAUCUUAUUCUAGAUUUUGUUUCAUCACUUGUCAGGCUGGUAAGCUUGCUUUGACAUGGCCUUCCAUUGUUGCUGUAGUUGAGUUGCUUCUUCCCCACCUCCUUUGGUUCCCUCCCCAGGCUUGGUCUAGAAAGGGGUGGAACAGCUAAAGAAGCCUUGGAUGUCAUUGUCUCUCUGUUGGAAGAGCAUGGCCAAGGAGGCAAUUAUUACGAAGAUGGGAGUGUAUGCCAUGCUUUCCAGACUGCGUAUCUGAUAGUGGACAGAAAAGAAGCUUGGGUCUUGGAGACUGUUGGGAAACACUGGGCAGCAGAGAACAUUACAGGUCCGUUGUAAUUUUUAUCCCAACCUGCUAUUUAUGAGGAAGCGAUUGAGUACAUGAACAUUUGCCAUGGCGAUGAUGAGUUGUUCAUGAAUGAAUUUCCUAUUUCCAUUUAAUGUUUGUUCCUGCUUUCCAGAUUGUAAUGGUAGUAUGUCAUUUAAAGCAGGUUUUGUGUUGUUGUUUUUAAUUGUCAACCUUAAGGACAAUUUCUGGAAGUUUCUAACAUAUUGGCUUGGUUGAAUUUUAUGUCAGGAUUCAGAAAGCUUUUUCUGCAUUAGGAAAUCUGUUUCUGCCUGUAUGGCGUUUUGUUUUUCUCACUCAAGCAGAAAUAACAGUUGAUUGACCAAAGAUCUUUUCUAUCUGCAGGUCUUGUUCUCCCAUUCAAGGUUAAUUGUGCACAUUACUUUCACAUCUAUCCCUUGAAAUUGUGGCUCUCUGACUUGCUGACAUUUUCAUGUCAGCUUCAGAUUGUCGCUGACAUUCACUGAACCUUUAAAAUGGUGCACCAUCAAAUUUAAGUCUCCCACGCGCAAAUUUGUUCCGGCUUGUAAGUGUACAUAGAAAUCAUUUUUAAGUUUUAAGACAAAUUGUGCAACUGGCCUUAUCCAAACCCUUUUUUGCUCAGUUCUUCGUAUACUCUCAUGCUCAUAUGGAGCCUCUACAUAAGGAGCUCAUAAGGAGCUUCUUCAAACUCAGCCCUCCAGAUGUUUUGAGACUACAGUUCCCAUCAUCCCUGACCACUGGUCCUGUUAGCUAGGGAUCAUGGGAGUUGUAGGCCAAAACAUCUGGAGGGCUGCAGGUUGGGGGUGCCUGUUUUAAUGGAUGGCACUUCUUUGCACACACAGUAAUGUGAGCACUUCCACUGAAAGGAAGGUGGACUUGCUCUGUUUGCACAUAGGACUGUAUCUGAUCAUAGUCCUUGGCCAGCAUGCUAACAGGGCAAUCCUCAUCAUGCCUACUCAGAAACAAGUCUUGUGGAAUUCAGUGGGGCUCACUUAUAGGUAAGUGUGGAUAGGAUUGCUGCAUUGAUCUCCAGUUUAAAAUGAUCGUGUGGCAGCUGUUGGGAAAGACCUCUACUUGAGACCCUUGGAGAGCUACCUCCAGUCAGAAUAGACAAUACUUGGUUUGAUGGACAAGUACUCUGACUUCCUAUAAAUAAGGCAGCUUUCUGCAUUCCUGUGACACCACAGGGGUCAGGUAGACUUCAUAUUUUGCUCUCGAGUCCAUUUUUCUAGUACCUAGUAGCAUUCUCAGCAACUAGUAAGUUAAUUUUGGUGACACUAUAUGGUCUUAUACCGAAAGAGACAAGUGUUCUCUUGUAUCUGUCCUAGAAAAGGGAAAUAAUAAUAAUAAUAAUAAUAAUAAUAAUAAUAAUAAUAAUAAUUUAUACCCCGCCCAUCUGGCUGGGCUUCUCCAGCCACUCUGCGCGGCUUCCAACCAAAUAUUAAAAUACAGUAAUACAUCAAACAUUAAAAGCUUCCCUAAACAGGGCUGCCUUCAGAUGUCUACUAAAAGUUUGGUGGUAGUUGUUCUCUUUGACAUCUGGUGGGAGGGCGUUCCACAGGGCGGGCGCCACUACCGAGAAGGCCCUCUGCCUGGUUCCCUGUAACUUGGCUUCUCGCAGUGAGGGAACCGCCAGAAGGCCCUCGGCGCUGGACCUCAGUGUCCAGGUAGAAUGAUGGGGGUGGAGAUGCUCCUUCAGAUAUACUGGACCGAGGCCAUUUAGGGUUUUAAAGGUCAGCACCAACACUUUGAAUUGUGCUCGGAAACGUACCGGGAGUCAAUGUAGGUCUUUCAAGACCGGCGUUAUGUGGUCUCUGCAGCCGCUCCCAGUCACCAGUCUAGCUGCUGCCUUCUGGAUUAGUUGUAGUUUCCGGGUCACCUUCAAAGGUAGCCCCAUGUAGAGCGCAUUGCAGUAGUCCAAGCAGGAGAUAACCAGAGCAUGUGCUACUCUGGCGAGGCAGUCUGCGGGCAGAUAGGGUCUCAGCCUGCAUACCAGAUGGAGCUGGUAAACAGCUGCCCUGGACACAGAAUUGACCUGUGCCUCAACCCAAAGAUAUGUCUUAGAAAAGCGAUAUACACCAAUUAUUUGGACUGCACCAACACAGAUACAUGUUGGUAAUUAUUUCUGUAGGUUUCCCUUGUGAGUUUGUUGCACAGAGGUGGUCCUUGUCUCUUUUAAGAUCCCUUUGGGGGCGGUUGGGAAGAUAACUACUGCACUUUCCUGCUCCACUGGGUAGAAGGAAGACCUCAUGCUGCACUGAAUGAUCAUCUCUGCAUCAUGAAAGGCAGUGUGUUGGUUCACAGAGCUAAUGGGCUUACGGAUGGAGAGGAGCUACUUCUUUCCUGCUCUUGUCCCCUACAUUAGCAUAUUGCAUUUGAAGCGAACUAUGUUAGUUCCAGUUGAAAUAAAUAAAACUUCAGCUCAACUAAGUCAUGACUAACUUGGCUCAUUGACUUAGUCUGGAUCCAGGCCUCUGUCUUUUGUAAGACUGACGAUCAGGUGUGAUGAUGCCUGAUUCACUCUGCACAUUAUUUACAAAUAAUCCUCAAAAGUAUUUGACUGGGAAUGGUGAUCCCAACAGAAAUGAAUUUUGCCACCCGCUUUUCGUGAUCUCUGCAUGCCUAAUUGAUUGAUAUUGCACAAUGUAAAAUAGAUUCAGCUUAAAUUUGCAUUUAAUGAACGAUAAUAGAAUAAAUGAUUUUUUUUUUCAUAGAGGGAGUCAAGUGCAUUUGCAACCAGCUUUCCUUAACUACAAAGAUUGAUGCAGAGCAUCCUGAGCUUAGAAGUUAUGCGGAAAGUCAAGGGUGGUGGACUGCAGAUACAGAGUUCAACUUUUCUCAAGUAUUUUCUCAGGCUGAUAACCAUUCAGAUUGCUGUUUGGUGAAGGAGAACCUAGAGAAGCAAGAAGGUACAUAGAAAAUCCACCACUACUCCACUUUGGAUACAUGAGUUUGUAGCCAAAAGCAUGAACUGAGUUUUGAAAAUUUCACUUCUGUUGGUAAGAUUAUGCAUUUCCUUUUUUUGGAAGGAAAACGUCAUAUAGACCUUGAGUGUAUUCUGUGUAUAAGUGAUGCUUUAGAGAUGCAUGUUCUUGUAAGCGAGAGAGACUUGGAGAUCUUUGGCUGCCUUCCAGCCAAGAGACCUAUGGAAGCAUCAGUGCCUCUGAUGGUGUAAAUGUUAGCAAAACUUUGAUCACUUAUUAACAUUUAGAGAUCCUCCCCCCCUCCCUUUAUGGGAUUAACCAGUUUGAGUUACAGACUGAGAAGGGACCCAACCAUUGAAUCCAACCCUCUGCCCAGUGGAGGAGCAGCAGUGUAGGAUAGACCUAAAUUUAUUACCCUGUUAAUGCCUCUGUUUUGAUAUUUUUCCAGGCGCUAUCACUGUGGAAAUGAUGAUUGACAUCUUGCGGGAUAAGUCUGGUGGUAUAUGUGUGGAUUCAGAGUCUUUUCUUACUACAUCAAGCAUGGUGUCCGUAUUACCUCAGAAUCUUAGUUCCCCAUGCAUCCAUUAUUUUACCGGCACACCAGAUCCAUCAAGGUAUAUUGGAGAAAGUGCCUGGCAGGCUGCCAGUACUUUUUCAAGCCUCAAAAAUUAAUUUCUAGUUUUGCAUUUUAAAAACUUAUUUAUCGGGCUGAUUCCACGUUGUUUACUGAUGCAAAGUUAAUCGAUGCAGGGAAGCAAUCAAAGGGUCUCUUCUUUGCCUAAAUCCAUUUCUGCAAUCGCUACCCUCAGUCUAGAUAAGGCAGGUUGGGAAGGCAAAACGGCAAGCGAGUCAGCUGAUAUAAUAAUAAUAAUAACAACAAUUUAUUAUUUAUACCCCGCCCAUCUGGCUGCGUUUCCCCAGCCACUCUGGGCGGCUUCCAACAAAACACUAAAAUACAAUAAUCUAUUAAACAUUAAAAGCUUCCCUAAACAGGGCUGCCUUUAGAUGUCUUCUAAAAGUUUGGUAGUUAUUUUUCUCUUUGACAUCUGGUGGGAGGGCGUUCCACAGGGUGGGUGCCACUACUGAGAAGGCCAUCUGACCUACGGCAGAACCUACUUCAGUUUUAACAUGGCAACCCUAUUAGCCUGUUUCAUCCUGCCUUUGACUAAGUACGUAGAAGCUACGUUGACUCAGCAGAAAUUCCUACAGUGGCUCCUGCUGCAUCUGGGCUAUUUAUUGUUUUCCUAUCUACCAUUUUGAGCCUGAGAGCUAGAGCUGCAUUGUGUUUUUAACUGCAUCAGCAUUUAUUCACACUCUGCUAAUCCAUUUGCUGUAAACUGCAUGCAAAAUAGUUCAUCAAGAUCUCUUUUCUGCCAGUCCUUUCCUACUUCUCCCCUCCAUCGGAAUAUUAGCACUGAGACAUCUUUGAAUGUUUACUUCUGCUGUUUAGAGAGUUUUACCUAAAAAUCUAUAGGUCAUAAGGCUUGUUCCUUAAGUGUGGAUAAGACCUCUAACAGGAGAGAAUACUGGAUCAUAUAUUGAAUAGGCUGGUAAGUUUCCCUAAGAAAAGUAAAUGUGAAUGUAGUGGAUCAUUUUUGGUCAUGCACCUAACUUCACUCAAGACUAUUUAAGAGCAUCGGUGUAAAGUGAAGCACUUUUGAGUCGCCAUAUCCUUUGUUUUCCAUCAAUGCAAUUCUUUGGAUCAUUCUUGUCAUUUUCAGAACAAGGGUUUACAGCUCUUCUACUGACUGCAGUUGAUGAGAACCUCAAUUUACUCUCUAAAGUAUUUGGGGGAAAUAGCAGCCAUUUUGCAAUUCCUGAUGAAAAGAUCAAUAGUUCUUCAUUAGCAUUCCAUACAGUAGGUCUUACCCUUUAAUCCUCCUUGUGGCAUUUAUUGCUUGUUUAAAGUCCCGCCUUCAAUAAUGGAAGGGAGAUUCUGAGUAGAAGCAAACCCCUUUAAUGUAAUAUCUUCCAUAAAUGAAAGGGAUGAAAAGCAAAAGGAUAAGCAGAAAGCAGUACAGUUAAUUUAACUUGCUUGCUUUCCUUCUCAAGGAAAGCUGCAUUUUAUUAUUCGGAAGGAGAUUUGCUGUUAUUCCAGUUUCCUGGUCUUCCCUUUUUGGUGCAAUUUAUUCAUAUUGAAAAAAAUUCUCCUCAAAGCUAGAGAAGUGAAAAUAUAUGCAAAUCUAUCUAAAAAGUUUUAGCACUUCGAAAGCAAAUGUCAGUGAAUCCCAAAUGCUGGUUCUUCCCUUUUUAAUGAAAGCGUGUUACAGAUCUCAUCUAAAAUAUCUUAAUGGAGCCCCAGAGUAAAGGAGACAAAGAAGAUUUGAACAUAACAAUUUGUACAGGCAUUUCUUAAAAACAGCAUCAUUGUCUUGUAAAUGUUGCUAAACACAUUGUGCAUCUAUUCUAAUUUUUAAGAACAGCUCUGUGCAGAAUAUUUCAGGAUUAAAAUAAUAUAUAUUUGCUGAGUUAUUCUUCAUGGCAUAGACUGGCUUAUUCCCUAACAAUCAAAGGAAAGAGAAGUCCUAAUCUGCAAACAGUUAGAAGGAACUGAUUUAGUAAAUAUGUUUAAAAGUAAGUGUAGUCUGUUUUAUGGCUUUUGUCUCUGUGUUACUGUUAAUGCCUCUUUUCAGAUGGCCCAGUUAUUUUGUGCAACACAUCGAAGUUUGUGUGAUAAUUUUUCUUUUCUUUCUGUUUUUAAAACAAGCUGAGCAAACUGCUAAGUGAUAAUAUAAAAUGUAGCCUUAGCUAACAAUUGGUGAUUCCUCUGAUCUCUUUCAGGUCCAUAUUUAAACCUUUUAUCUUCGUUGAUAAUGUAAAAUUAGUAUCAAAAGUACAGUCGCCCAUUUUUGGUAGUGAUGAUCCUGUGAAAAAAACCCCUCGGUUCCAGGAGAAGCCAGACCGUAGACACGAAUUGUACAAAGCACACGAGUGGGCGCGAUCUGUCAUGGAGAAUGAGCAGGUAAACCAGCACUCUGAAAAUACACCAGUGAAAAUUUAAAAAAUGAAGAUCUGGGGAAAUUACAUUUUGUGUUCUGUUUCGUUCCUCCUGAGCCCUUGAAAUUCAGUCAAAUACCCUUUUAGGUCACUGUAAACUUUAAAAAGAGAGGAUAUUUCAUAUCUGAGCAACAAGUACAAAAUCUCCAUCACCUCAAAAUAACCUUGCCUGUGGAAAAUCCACACCUGAAAUAUUUUUAACCUUCUUUCCCUCCUAAAGUGCUAGUUUUCUGUGCGCAGAAUUCUCCCCCUCCCCCCCCCCUCCUGGCACACAGAUGCACUUAAAGGCAUCAUUCAGUCCUCUUGCAUUUUGUAGCGCUACACAAUUCAGGAACUGCUGUGGCACGUGCUCUUUCUGAAAAUGUAGUUCAGCUCUAAAUUUAUUGCAUUGAACUAUUAUCACACUGCUCAGCUAUAUAAAAACAUGUAGUAGUCAAAUUGCAUACUGGGAAGCAACAACUCCUAAUGCAAGGUAAGCAGCAGAGCUGACGAAAUUCCAGUGUUAGAUACAUCUAAAAACCUGGACAUGGAAGAAAUACUUGGCUCCAAGAACUGCAUGAGCAAGACCCCGGCAAAGAUGGGGAGCCUGGUAUUCGUCCCUUCAGAUGUUGCAUCGCCCCCAAACAGUGGCCAUGUUGGUAGGGCUUGAUGGGAGUUGAAAGCCAACAAUAUCUGAGGGCCCACAGCUCCCAAUCCCUGCCCUAGGGGAAGGGAUUUCAAAAAUAGGGCUAUGUAUCUGGUCAGCACCCGCCUUACGUCUGAUGAAGAAGGGGCAGAGCAAGCCCUUAGGAAUAACAUGAUGCUUGGGCGGGUUCAUGCAAGAGGAGGUGGUCUUUUUGACAUUUCAGUUCUUUAAUGCUUGCAUUCGAAUUUCCAGAUGCCCGAGUGAUCGGGCACCUCUUGGAUUUCUCAAAAUAAGUUAAAGGGGGGUCCCAAAGGAAUGGUGCAGCUGUUGCAAUUUGAUAUUUUGUUGAAAGGCCCGUUGGCUGUUGGGAAAUAAGUUUCUUCGGGAAGUUUAGGAGGAAGUACUUGUAGCUUAGGUCUGGAAGACAGCCAGUGCAGUAGUCUUGAGGGUUAAACCAUUAUCUGUUGAAAACUGAAAUUGAUAAUCUGCCAGUUUGACAAAGUGUACAGUGUAAGUGAAUGAGUUUCCUUUCCAGCAAUACAUAAAUUAGUUGUAAUGGAUCCAGCAAGAAAGUCAUAUGAGGAAGCUUUAUUCCAAAUCUCAUUCCAGCUAUCUGGCAAGCUCAUUUUCCAAGUAUAGAUCCUUAAUAUGGGUGAAAUGGCAUCAUCCAUACCCAAGUAGGCAUUGGUGAGGGGGACCCUCAAAGGUUUGCAGUAGUACAAAAGAUGCUUCGGAAAAAAUAAAUCCAAAAAAGGGAAGGAAAGCCCCAAACAGCUAGAGCAUGGAAGGCAGACUGGACAUUGUGGCGGGGCAAGUAUCGUGCAAUAAAGGCACUGUUGUAUGACAAGGAAUCCUCUACACCGCAACAUUUUGUUGCAGUCCCACUUGUUGUAUGAAGCAAAAAUGGCCUCUAAGCUAUUUUUAAAGUCCAGUAAAUGUUACCAUUCUUCUUAAGGCACAUUCUUGUUCGUCCUUUUUCCCUCAGUACUGAUAAACUUUGAAGGUGAUAAACAUAGGAGUCUGUGGUUCUCUCCCACAGAAUUGGCUGUGAUAAGCCUUGCCUACAUGGUUGAGGGACGUUAAACAUUUACCCUAGUGCUGCUGGACUGACCCACAGAAAAAACACCACCUAGAGUUAUAGUGUAAUGUUUAAAGAUCUCCUUCCUUGAAUCUUAAACUCACAUACUCCAUCCUUCAUUGCAGAGAGAAAGGAAUAUGUAAACUAGGCUGUUUGUUUUUAUUUCAACAUGAUCUCUGGGCAAAAGCAUCCUUUUUUCCAGAACUGGUAUUUCUAAAUAAACUCAACAGAGGUACUGCUGUGGUUUGACUGUUGUGCUAUGUUUGUGCAACGGCACAGCAGAUAAAGCCCCUAAGUUCUCCCUGAACUUAACACAUGGAUGCACAUACAAGUUUUGAGACGAUUCUGUUGGAUCAAGCUUUCAGGCACUUCAUAGGCGUUUCAUGCUGGCCAUUGAUUUUUGUAGGAAAAAGGAGAGAAGUUGAGAAGAACCAUGUUAGACCUCGAAAAGCAAGGCUUGGACGCAAUGGAGAGCAUCAUUACCAGCUCGGAAGUUCUUGAUCCUUCUGAAGUAGAGGACCUUUUCUAUGACUGUGUUGAUACAGAAAUUAAGUUCUUCAAGUGA